Molecule: messenger RNA, 2805 nt
Organism: Sugiyamaella lignohabitans
Lineage: Eukaryota; Fungi; Ascomycota; Dipodascomycetes; Dipodascales; Trichomonascaceae
Product: centrin-binding protein Sfi1
Exons: 1
Coding region: 1-2805 (934 amino acids)
Source: RefSeq, a predicted model, not a curated record
AUGACAAGCAGUCAUCGUGCAAAUGACGAUGGUAGCGAAAUUGGUCAAGAUGCUAUAAGUACUGUUGAUGGAUUGACUUAUUAUGAUCCGGGCCAUCUUACCAGCGACGAGGACCCGGAGUCAUUUUCAAACUCUGUUCUUCGUGCUGCUGCUAGAAGGCUGUCGAACGUGAAUACGUCAGCUGGAGAUGAAGAGGAUCAAGAAAGUGAAGAAGAUUUUGAUGAUGGCGACGUAUUGCAGCAAAUGAAAAGCCCCAUACAGGCUAAUAGAGACCACCAACCAAUUUUACCUGCACCACCAAUCCCUCAUGAUGCUAUCAGAAAAACUAAACUUACAUCUAGUGAUGUCCAGCUAUUACGGCUUGUAACUGAGGCGGCAGAUCGAAGAAUUCGUUCCAACAGAAGCAAUAGUCCCAUAAAAGACAACGGAGAUUCGUCCCUUAACGAGGCGGAUUUUGCAGAACUUUUCCAGACCUACAAAGUUUUCACUGCAAGGAACAAAAUAACGCCAGAAAAUAAUCCUAGUUAUUACCACUGUUUAAAUGUCAUUGUCCAUCUAUGUAGCUACCCUCAGGAAACAUGGAGGGAGAGACUUGAACAGCUUCUUACGGAUUUUUCAUCGGCAGUAACUCGUCGUUUGAGAUAUCAGGACUUAGAACAGCGUUUGAAGAAGUUCCAACUAUACUAUCAGAGUCGAGUGCUUGGACUUUGGUAUAGCAGAUAUGUUGAACAAUCCAUGUACGACCAAAAUUUGCAGACUGUAGCUGCAAUUAGAUACAGACAGACUCUCAAGCGCGACGCUUUCAAAGUUUGGAAAUAUAAUUUUGAGGUAGAACAAUGGAGCUUAUCUUCUGCUGAACUAAGGUACGAGAAGAGUUUGUUGCGAAAGUCUCUUGCAAAGUUGUAUAACAAGUCUUCUUCAAUUGAGGGAGACAGAAACAUCGCUAAAAUGUUUAUCCUGGGAAAGUUUCUAUCUAAAUGGUCGAAGAGUUACCAUUACAACAAGCAGAUUGGAAAGUCAGCCAGUCUGAGAUAUAUGUCUGGAUUGAAACGUCGGAUAUUUUAUGACUGGACUUUUAAAUUUGAUGAAGAAAUGGCAGAAGCACGUGCUAACGAAACUAUUGCAAUCAAAUGUUUUAAUAGUUGGAAAAAUAAGACCGCUCGGUUUAUCCAAAUUGGCCUGAAGACUGAAGAACAGGCUGAUGCUCGGCUCGCGGAAAGAGCGAUACGACAAUGGUCAAAUUUAUUAGCAGACAGAUCUAAUGACUACUCUUUAGCUACGUCCGUUUAUAAAAAAAACCUGGCGGGUACCGUACUUGCUGUCUGGAAAAAGAGAACACAGCUAUCUCUGGCAGCAUAUCCACUUCUAGAAAAGAACUGGCAGUCUAAAGCCUCAGUGGUUUUUGGCAAUUGGCACUUAAGAACUCUUCAGUCAUUGGAGGCCAAGCGGUUUCGGGACUUUAUGCUUUGUCACAGAAUUCUGCGGUCAUGGAGACUACAAGCUGGAGCGGUGCUCAUCAUAAAAGGGAUAGAUGUGAAUAUUGUCAAGCAGAGGUUUCACUGCUGGCUAUUAUUGGAGCGACUUGAACUUGUGCUGCGGUAUCGAAAUAAUUCCAUCAAACUGAAAGUCCUCAAGCAUUGGUUUAUUAGGAGUCGCAGAUCAUUUCGCCACAACUGGGCUCUACAUAAAGAAGCAGUCAGUUAUGAUUGUGCACGAACACAGAUUAAGGCACUCUUUUCUUGGCAACGUAGGCUGAAAUCACAUAGGCAGGAUGAGCAAAAUGCUCAGGGUAUUUACAAACAGCGUAAGCAGAAAGAAUACUUCUCUAAGUACCUAGCAGCACUCUUUGAAUAUUCCCAAAACUACCAUCUUGCUUGCAAAACAUAUGAAAGAUCUGUGGUCACUCGUACUCUCUUGGAGUGGAGAGAUGAAGCUUACCGCCGAAAAUUUAAGAGGCUGGCGGCGACAUAUCGAGAACAAAAAAGAAAGUUCAAUCACCAACGCCUAAAAGUGGUCUUUGUAUUCUGGCGAUCGAGAUACGCUGAAGUUGUAAAUGAUCAACAGCUUGCACUGUCAAUGAUAACGCAAAGGGACCUGUUAGUGAAAAAGUCGACUUUUCAUGGAUGGGCUAGCAAAAUCGACCACUUUGAAAGUGAGCUUGAUCGUGCUAUUUACACCUACAAUGCUAACCUGUUAUCGUUAGCUAUUGAGAAAUGGAGGCAAAAGAACACGAAAAUACAGCAAGACAACGAUAUGGCAGGUUUGCGUGAUAUGAACCAACAAUGGUCAUUGCUGGGAAAGGUUCUCAGAGGCUGGAGUUACAAAGUGUCAGAACGCAAACGAGAUUACAGCCUAGCUGAUGAUAUAUACAGUAAAAGACAGAGAUCGAAAUUUGGGCGUAUUUGGAAGCUAUGGCACGCUAAAUAUUCCGAACAAACAUUAAUGCGCCAAUUUGGUCAAACAAAUAUAGGCUUUACGGAACUUGAAGAAAACAAAUCACCAACAGCCCGCUUCAAAAAUCCAACACAGAACAUACCACAUACGAUUGCGCGAAUCCCACAAGGGGCAUCAGGAAGCCCUGAUACUCGACACUUUCUCACUUCUAUCACAAAGCCGUCUACACUGUUUAACACCAGCCUACUGGAAACACCAACAAGAGCACGGGCCAGCGGAAUUAAUGUUCCACUAACGGCGGUGGAGCAAUGGAGGAAAAUGAAGUCCUCGUCCAAGUUACGAAACAAACUAUCAGACUCUAAUGAAUCUAACGAACCUAAUGACCCUGAGAUGAAUUUAACAGAUAAUUAA